Diversispora eburnea is the source of this 903-nucleotide messenger RNA. The record is from the annotation of a GenBank genome assembly. NCBI's taxonomy places the organism in Eukaryota, Fungi, Glomeromycota, Glomeromycetes, Diversisporales, Diversisporaceae.
AUGAAGUUAUUUGCUCUACCAAUAAUAAGAAGCAAAGUCGCGUAUUACUGUUACAGCAUACCAAAUAAACAAACACGUUUAUCCAAAGCAACUCGUUACGCAACAAAAAAAUGGGAUAAUCUUUCUCAAGCCGAAAGUUCCAGUUGGAAAUAUAAGAUAUAUGUUAAUGGACAAAAGUUAUUGGAUAGAAUGGAUCACCAAGAAUAUUUUUUAAAAGGUGUUCCAUUGAAAGAAGAAUUAAAAGUAGAAAAUGAAUCGAAAGUAGAAGAAAAGGAAGAUACUGCAAGUGAAGUUAUUCCAUUAUUUUAUCCAUCUAAUAUUAUAAAAUCCGAAAAAAUUAUUAUGAAACUUGAGGAAUUACUUGAAAAUCGAUUACCAUAUCAUCGAAAAUAUAUGAUAUAUUCUGGAAUGUGUUUACCUUUAUCAGCUACAUUUACAAUUGUUCCAAUUAUACCAAAUAUUCCAUUCUUUUAUAAUGUCUUUCGUUUAUAUAGUCAUUAUAAAGCAUUCAAGGGAGCACAACAUCUUCGACACAUCAUUAACGAUAAAAGACUGAUUCCUACAAAUUGUGAAAAAUUAAAUCAAAUAUAUAAUGGAUUAAAUAUAGAAAAUGGAAAUGAUACAAUUGAUGAAUUUCAUAUUCAAAGGAUUGCGAAAGAAUUCAAUAUAGAACAUUUGGAGGUUGAUGUGAAAAGAGCCAGGAGUCAAAUUUUAGAAAAUAUGAAUAUUAAAUCUAAUAAUAAAAAGAAAGAAAAUACAGAUGCAAAAAAUACAGUUGUUGAAGAUAGUGUUGUAACAGAAGCAGCAACAACAAAAGUGUCGGUAGUAAAAGAUGGCAUAACAACAACUCUUCAAGCAACAUUACCAACUCAUUCGUAUUAUCCAACAACUCUUGAAUCGUAG